This is a messenger RNA of Spinacia oleracea (spinach), 1733 nucleotides long. RefSeq lists its product as uncharacterized. Lineage: Eukaryota; Viridiplantae; Streptophyta; Magnoliopsida; Caryophyllales; Amaranthaceae. The transcript is spliced from 2 exons. The record is from RefSeq and is a predicted model, not a curated record. Bases 296 to 1066 code for a protein of 256 amino acids.
AUUUAUAUUUGAUUUUUAUCCUUAUUGGCUUGUGUUUAAGUAAUUAUUGAUCUUUAUAUAAAUUAUAAGUAAAUUAUUGAACUUUAUAUAAUUUAUAAGUGCGUUUGAAUAAAUUAUUGAUCUUUAUAUCAUUAAUAAAUUAUUUAACUUUAUAUCAUUAAUAAGUAUUGAUUUUUAUAUAAUUAAUAAAAUCAAUUAUUUGAUUGUUUAUUUAGAAAACUUCGAGCGGUAGUUAGACUAUAUAGUAGGUUUAGUAACAUGAUUAGUGUGAGAUGUGUAGAGAUUGGUUAGUAACAUGUUUUUUGUGAGAUGUGUAGAAUUUGGUAUCAUGAAAAGAAGAGAGCGUAGUUGGAUGUAUGAUAGACUCGACGGGCGCAAUCUUAAGCCCGACUUUCUCAAGGGGGUUGGAGAGUUCAUUGAGUUUUGCAAAGAGCAUCCAACAUGCAAUGAUGGUGACAAAAUAAGAUGCCCGUGCCCCUUGUGUGAUAACAGGCGUUUUCAUGAUACUGAAACAGUUAGAGUACAUUUGUACAAGAAGGGCUUUGUUCGUAAUUACUAUCAAUGGAUAUGUCAAGGGGAAAGCUUAGUAGAGUCCUCGCGUGUUCAGCCAAAUCAAUAUCGGGAUAUGGUUAUUGAUGCUCUUGGAAAUAAUCAAGAGCAUUUGGUGAAUGAAGAGGGUAAUUCAGUUGAAGAAGAACCAAAUGAUGAAGCUAAGAAGUUUAUAGACCUUCUAAAGGCAGCUGGAGAUCCAUUAUAUGAAGGGAGCAAACUCUCUGUGUUGGAGAUGGCAUCAAGAAUUGCAAGUUUGAAAUGUGAAUUCAACUUACAACACAGGUGUGUGGAUGGGUUUGCAUCUUUGAUGAAUGAUGCGAUUCCAAAUAACAACCAAAUGGGUAGAACUUUCAAUAGCACAAAGAAGGUUCUUGAGGGCUUGGAACUUCCUCAUGAGAGGAUCCACACAUGCCCUAAAGGUUGUUUGCUCUUCUGGAAAGGCGAUGCACAGUUAGAUAAAUGUAGAGUAUGCGGAAGUGAUCGGUAUAAGAAGACUGCAAAGGGAAAACUAUGAAAAAAAUGUUGCUGAAUGUGUUGAAAAAGGCAUUGCUAAAGAUCCCAACCAAAUCUACUUUGAGACAGUAGGUGGGAGAAAGAAGGGAAAGGUCCCCGGGCUGGGUAGUGGAGCCUCUCUAUACUUUGCACCAUCUAGAAGGGGUGGUAGUUCUUCUAGCUCAUACACCCCAUCUAUUUAUUCUCAAAUGUCAUCUCGAUUGGAAGAGACUCAACAACAGUUGACCCAAAAAUCCAUUGAGCUUGAAACAACAAAAAAUCAGAUGUUAAAGGCUUUGGAGGACGAUCUACUUUUGAGGCAAAGGGAGAGAGAAGAAAGAGAAGCAGAGCGACUACAGCACCAAAGGGAGAUGGAAAGGGAGAGACAAGAGAGAGAAAGGGAGAGACAAGAAAGAGAAGAACAUGCCGCCCAGAUGAAAAAGGCAAUGGAGUCUUACGAGCGGAUGUUCAGUCAGUGUACUGGUUUUCCUUUCUCGCAGUCGCAGGACCCUCGAGAUCCAACCGGAGGCGGGACACCUUUGUGUUAGGUAGUUAGUAUUCUUGUAUUAGUUUGAACUAGUUACAACUUUUCGUAUUAACAUGUUUGAACAACAUUAUGUGUAUUAUGAAUCUUUGUUGUAUGACUUUGAACAUGUUUAAUAUUAUAACAUCGAGCAGGUUUCAUACGA